Molecule: messenger RNA, 1029 nt
Organism: Megalobrama amblycephala (Wuchang bream)
Lineage: Eukaryota; Metazoa; Chordata; Actinopteri; Cypriniformes; Xenocyprididae
Exons: 5
Coding region: 64-1029 (321 amino acids)
Source: RefSeq, a predicted model, not a curated record
UUUGUCCGACAAACAAACCAGUCCGACAAAGCAGGUGUAGUAGACUAACAUCGGCGAUGAAAAAUGGUGAAAAGGUGCUCGUAUGGGACUUGCAACGCAGACAGCAGGUACCCAGAAAGGCUGGGCAACAUACAGUUUCACCCAUUUCCUAAACCUGCAACAAACCUGGAGAAGUGUAUGAAGUGGAUACGUUUGUGUGGAUGGCCUCAUCAGCAACUGAGUUUGGACAAGCUGAGGAAUCAUUCAACAGCCAAACACAUCUAUGUGUGUUCAAAGCACUUCGUUGACGGCCGACCGACACCCGCUCAUCCUGAUCCUCUGCCAGCAUUGACAUAUGACCGUAGUAACGUUACACCUGUGAGACAUCCGCCAAAGUUGCGAACAGUGUCAGUGCCACCAAGGAAAAGACGAGUUGACAGCAUGCCAGACAAUGCUGAAAACAGCAGAGUCAGGUGUGAUCUACAAGGCGUUUCCAUGGAUAUUACAGGAGAGAUGGCAACAGAAUCAUUAAUGGAGGAUACCACUACAGAGGAGACCACUAUAUUCACUGAAAUAGGUAUGUGUUUUUUUUUUUUUUUUUUUGAGUGCACAGAUGACCAACCUCAGAUGGGAGAAAUACAGGAGGAACUGAAAAGGAUGAAGGCUCUUCUCGCUCAAAAAGAAAAAGAAAAAGAAAAUGAUCUGCUAAGGGAGAAAAUGCAAACUGGUCAGGCUCCUUACCCACUAACUCCAGAGACCAUAAACAACAGCAGUGUGCCUAACUACUUUGGAUACUGCAAUGGGGACAUCAUCACAGAAAACAUGCCUGAAAACUACAAAGCAGAGUUUCCAACAACUUUUGCAAUUCUUGAUUGCACAGAGCUGAAGAUCGAGAAACCCAGCUCAUUGUUGCAAAGUCAGACUUAUUCUAACUAUAAGUCCACUAACACACAUAAGUCUCUGAUAGCCUGCGAUCCUCGUGGCUCCAUUAUGUUUACAUCUACACUUUACACCGGAUCAAUUUCUGACCAAGAGCUAUUUAGACAGUGA